Jaminaea rosea is the source of this 2007-nucleotide messenger RNA. Its product is annotated as MFS general substrate transporter. Bases 405 to 1967 code for a protein of 520 amino acids. Gene Ontology annotation, molecular function: transmembrane transporter activity. The transcript has 6 exons. NCBI's taxonomy places the organism in Eukaryota, Fungi, Basidiomycota, Exobasidiomycetes, Microstromatales. The record is from RefSeq and is a predicted model, not a curated record. Gene Ontology annotation, biological process: transmembrane transport. Gene Ontology annotation, cellular component: membrane.
CUCUCCAGAAGAAGCGCAAAAAGUCAAGCUCGGCGAGGCCGCCGCCGUGAAAUCCAGACUCAAUCUCCCCGCGGGGCCCAGGUCGGCAGGCUGCGAAGUGUGUCUGGGGCUCCCACCUCUGACGACAAUCCUCUCUGGUUCUCCCACUUCAACAGUCUACCGGGUCAAGGACCGUCAAGAUCUCUCCCUGCAUCAAGUGCAUCGUGGAUCAUGUCUUGGCUCGGUGUGCCUUGCUAGCUCUGUGCAGUCGUACUUCUUUUUUCGAUCCCCUUUGUCGCUGCACCUGACGUAUAAAGUGGGAGGUGUGCGCCAGGUACGUUUUCCCUCUUCUUCCUUUCUCACCUACUAGUCCGCCUUCACCCUCUUCCUCAUCUAUCCGUUCUUGUUCCGCCUGCUCGCCAACGAUGGCAGCUCAAUUGCGCAAGGUCCUCUCCCUCGACGAGAAGAAGCACGAUGGCGACAUCCACGAGACGAGCGACGCGCCUCACAACGGCGACCAUGCUACCCCUACACUCACUGCGGGCAAGGAGGCCGAGCUUCUUGCCCACAGACGACAAGUCGAGAAAAAGUUGAAGCGUAAGCUUGACUUCAUCAUGCUGCCAAUCGUCCUGCUUGUCUAUGUGCUCAACUACAUCGACAGGAACUCGAUCAGUCAAGCCCGUCUAUCUGGACUUGAGAGGGACCUCAAGCUGACCGACGUCCAAUACCAGACGGCGCUUGCCCUCCUCUACCCUCUUUACAUCGCCAUGCAGGUUCCAUCCAACUUGAUGCUCGCCUACUGCGGACGACCCAGCAUUUACCUCGGCACCUUCAUCAUCCUAUGGGGCGUCGUCUCAGGAGCCACUGGCGCAGUCCACUCAUUCCACCAAUUGGCCGCCAUUCGUGUCAUUCUGGGUGCCGUGGAAGCACCUUGGUUCCCCGGAGUUCUCUUCCUCCUUUCGAGGUGGUACACUCGUCGCGAGAUCACUGUCAGGACGGCCUUGUUCUACGCUGCGAGCAUUGCUAGCAACGCCUUCGCAGGUCUCAUCGCCGCCGGCAUUCUGGGCAACAUGGAGGGCGUGAGAGGUAUCGCAGCAUGGCGCUGGCUGUUCAUCAUCAUGGGGGCCAUCACCGUCGGUGUCGGUAUCGGCGUCAUGUUCCUGCUUCCCGACUUCCCUGAGAACACCAAGGUCUGGUUCACCCAGGAGGAGCUUGCCGUAGCCGUGCAGCGUCUCAAGGAGGACGUCGGAGACACGGGCCACGAGGAGCCUCCUUCUCCUUUCAGUGGCUUCAUCCUCGCGGCCAAGGACAUCAAGGUCUGGAUCCUCACGCUCAUGCUCUUUGCGGUCACCCUCGGCUGCAGUUUCAAUGCCUUCUUCCCUACAUUGGUCGGGACUCUUGGUUAUGGCAAGAUUGAGACGCUGCUCAUCACCGUUCCGCCUUGGUUUGUGGCCUUCGUCGCUGUCUACCUCAACGCUCUACAUGCCGACCGUAAGGGAGAGCGCUUUUGGCACAUGGCCGGCCCGCUCGUCGUGGGCAUCAUUGGCUUCAUCAUCGCUGCCUCUACCAAGGCCGUUGGUGCUCGCUUCUUUGGUAUCUUUGUCAUGGCCUCUAGCUACGCAGGGUACGUCAUUGUAUUGAGCUGGGCGUCGAACACGAUUCCACGCCCUGCAUACAAGCGCGCUGCUGGACUCGGUAUGAUCAACUGUCUCUCGAACCUGGCCAAUCUCACUGGCUCGUACGUGUGGCCCAAGGCUUGGGGACCCACCUACUGGCGCAGCUACACUAUUGCAGCCUGCGCCUUCAUUGUCUGCAUCACCUGCGGUGUCGUCCUCAAGCUCCACCUCCAGCGACUCAACAAGGAGCUCGACAGGACGCAGGGUCCCCCUGUGCCGCUCCCUUCUGCCGAUGAUGAGGAGAACGCUGAGCCUUUGACGGAUGAGCAGCGUGUCGAGCGAGCCAGGCUUCAUUUCCGCUACCUCGUGUGAUUCGCCUUGAUCAGAAAUACCAUCGUCAUCAUCAUCAUCG